This is a messenger RNA of Mesocestoides corti, 2814 nucleotides long. The record is from the annotation of a GenBank genome assembly. NCBI's taxonomy places the organism in Eukaryota, Metazoa, Platyhelminthes, Cestoda, Cyclophyllidea, Mesocestoididae.
CAGCAGCAGCAGCAGCAGCAGCAGCAGCAGCAGCAGCAGCAGCAAGAACUGUCUGCAGCCGCUGCUUCACAUCUGCCUCUACAACAACAACAACAACAGCAACAACAGCCUCACGCCCAACAGCAAUGUCUCCAACAGCAUUCUAGUACUUCUGCUGCCUGGCAACAGCCUGCACCCAUCGACACUGUUAUUGUUCACACUCGAAGGCACCUGGGAGCCAUAAGGAGUUGGCUCGCGUCCUCCUCAGCCACCGCCGCAGGCACAUUUCCACAGGACUCGCCCAUGGUCCGAUCUCUGCAGAAUCUCAUUGAGUCGGCACAACUGGCCAAGACUACGUCGUCAUCGAACUCUGGUUCCGGUGGCGAGAGUGCCGGUGUGCGCUUGAUUGCAACGCUAGUUCAAUCUCUGCUGACGCAUUAUCGACCAUCCAGAUGGGCUGAUCAGCCGGGAGGCCUCCAGGCUAUGGAGCAUCUGAAGGAGGCGCACAUGAUUACCCUGAGGCACCUUCUUUCCUGUGAACAGAGCUCGUGGGUUGCCAGACAAGUGACAUGCCAGUGGAUUCAGCUGCCCGAUGGUGACCUUGAGCCUUCAAGCGCAAACAUCCAACCGGCGUCGUAUGCGUCGCGAGUUGAACACCUAUCCACUUUAGCAACUAGUGCAAUGGCCAAGUCUGCGCAAACUGCGGUUUCGAGUGCAGGCAAUGCAGGUGCCUCGGAUGAAGCGUCGGCCAAUGACGCAGGCAUUGUUGGAAGCAAGUGGAAUUGGGAAGCCUUCGCAGAACUGCUCAAAGUUCAUGUGAUUUACCUAACCCAAAUCGAUGAAUACUUGGCAGGAAAGAUCGCCUCAGGUCACCAGGCGGCAACGACAUUUGUCCUCGACUUGCUCGAUCACUUUGUGCUACCGAGCUUAAUGGGCACUUCGUCGUCCCCGUCCAACCCCACGGCCAAUCCCAAUUCGUCAGUUGCAUCUCUUCUUGGCAGUCUGUCUAACACACUUGCUCUGGUAAACAGCAAACGAGCGUUCAAUGUUCUCAAUGAAUACGACCUCUGGCUCACCAUCCAUGCACUCCAGGCACACCAACGCAACACCCUCAUCUCACCCGGUGACACCAAUUUGCGCUUGCGACUGUCAUGCGCGCGCAUCAGAGCGCUGCUUGACUUGGGUCUUUUGGGGGAGCAGUCGGUUGUCACAUUGUGUCCUCCCACUGCGCCCCAAACCAUUACUCUCUAUGGUUGGUGCUCUCAUGCUCGUAUGUUCGAUGAUGCACUACAUAUGGAAGCCAAAACAAAGACGUUUUAUCGUUGGUGGUCGGAUUUUUACCGCUAUCAGCAGGUGACUAGUGAAAAUGAGUCACUAGUUGACCAGGUGAUUAUAUACCUCGUGAACCUUAGUAUUCUAUCUCUGGACGAGAACUUAAUGCAAUUUAUUCGUUUGUCACUUAUUUACGUGGUGAAACAUGCGUCACGCGCUCUUAAUGCUGAAGAGCACGCCUCACCCUAUUUCUCUUCACCGACGGCAUUCGAUGUAAGUAAUAACCUGGAUGCGUAUGCGCGUCUCAUCAGCAUACUUAUCUUUUGGAUCGGAGCGAAAAACGAGACGCCAGUUGAAGCCAACCGAGUCAAGAUUACUCUGAUGAACAAGGUGCUAGGAAUCAUCGCCGGAACCCUUCUACAGCGUCACGAAGUGCAACCGGAGGUGUUCCACGAGCUGCCUUUCCAGCGCAUCUUACUCAGGCUGCUCGGAGAUCUUUGCGCAACGUGUAAGAGCGUGAAGGAGACACCUUCAGGUCAUAGCGAGGGUGAGGAGUCGACAGGCCUUACUCUUCUGGAGUAUGUUCCUCUGGCAUUUGGCAAUCUGCUGCACAUGUUGCGACCGGAGCGGGCGACCCACUUCAUAUUCGGGUGGCUCGAGUUGGUGGCAAAUCGGGAGUUUGUGGACCAAACCCUGGGUGCAUCGAGGCAAGACGGCGUGUCGUCCACCUUGCGUGCAGCCUAUCGUGCUGUUUACGCUCAACUCCUAGUCGACAUGCUCAAAUACCUCUCGUUCUAUCUCCAGAAUGCUCUCGUUAUGAAUUCUAUCAUCGUAUUCUACACAGCCGCCUUCAAACUGUGUGGGCGUCUCUACUACAACUUUCCCGACUUCCUGUCCGAAUAUUGCGUGCUCUUUAGCAGCAUCCUGUCAUCAAAUUCCCUCCAACUGAGGAAUUUGAUUCUUUCUGCUGAACCCAGACGAGGUAUUUCCUCCACUGCUCCAUUGAACGGACCACACGUGGACCAGCUGACUCAAUUGGAGGAUCCUUCGGGAUACUGCAUGGAAGCCGGUGAACGACUGCCACCCAUUCUCCGUAGCGAAAUCGACGCAUAUCUGGCGAACCGCACACCUGUCAAACUGCUUUCCGAUCUCGUAACUAUGCUGCGCUCUACCGACUCUCUUCUCACAUUUCUCAUCAAUCCUCCCGGUCUCUACACCUCGGCUCUGGCCGCUGCCACCGCAGUCACCACCGCUACCGCCGCCACUCAGUCGACGAGAGUGGAGCACGGCGGUAGUAAGGCGGCGUUCCAGGAGGCCCAACAUCGACCACAAGGAAAAAAAGCAAAGAAGGCGGCCGCUGCGAAGGCUGCUGCUGCUGCGGCGGCGGAGGCGGCAGCAGCUCAACAACAGGCUAUCUUGUCUGCGGCUGGCCAACAGGCCAACGCCGCCAUGCUCUGGUCUGCCCGCGCCACCCAACAUCUCGCCACCUUCGGCCUAGCUGACAAUCUCCACUACAACGUCGAGUUGAUGAUGAAUGUAGUUCUGUACAUCUGCAUCACUGCA